AUGCCUCAGCGCGUCGUUGGCGUCUCUGAGCGCCGGCAGCUCCCGCCGCAGCUCCCUCCGCGCCGCCUCCAGCGCCGGCAGGGCUCCCAGCAGCCGCCCCAGCGUGCGCUGCAGCCCCCCGUGCAGCGGCAGCAGCGAGGCGGAGUCGCGUCGUUGGCGUCUCUGAGCGCCGGCAGCUCCCGCCGCAGCUCCCUCCGCGCCGCCUCCAGCGCCGGCAGGGCUCCCAGCAGCCGCCCCAGCGUGCGCUGCAGCCCCCCGUGCAGCGGCAGCAGCGAGGCGGAGUGUCACACUAGUGUACUCACGUGGAGCAUGCCUCAGCGCGUCGUUGGCGUCUCUGAGCGCCGGCAGCUCCCGCCGCAGCUCCCUCCGCGCCGCCUCCAGCGCCGGCAGGGCUCCCAGCAGCCGCCCCAGCGUGCGCUGCAGCCCCCCGUGCAGCGGCAGCAGCGAGGCGGAGUGUCACACUAG
This is a messenger RNA of Cydia pomonella (codling moth), 465 nucleotides long. RefSeq lists its product as uncharacterized. The transcript is spliced from 2 exons. The coding region runs from base 1 to 465 and encodes 154 amino acids. The record is from RefSeq and is a predicted model, not a curated record. Lineage: Eukaryota; Metazoa; Arthropoda; Insecta; Lepidoptera; Tortricidae.